UCUGCGCCUCGAGUUAAAUUAGAAAGCAAAGACCGAACGCAGUUUUACUCAGAGUUAGCUGAGUGGAACGCCUCGCUGAGGAGUGGAGUGGAGUGGAGUGGAGCGGAGUGGAUGAGCACGCAAUGCAAAUAUCGAUGCAGCUGAAGGAUUUCGACUGAAAUAUGUUUCGCCAAUGUGCAGCUGGGAUGCCAGACUCUCUUGGCUAUUCGAUUUCAAUUUGAAGCUCAGAGCGGCGACUGCUUAAAUCGUGUUUUAGAAUGUUCUGUAUAGUUUUACAGUUAGUUUUGCUUUUGUCAGGCAGCUUGAAUCGAGCAGAGGUCUGAAUGGCGCCAUAGAUUCUCGGGAGCAACGGAAAGUCAACAAAGCCCAUUUCAAUAGCCAAAAUUAGAUAUUGCCAAGCGCGCCACAGCCGGUUGAAAGACGAGGAAUAAAUUAAUAAAGAUUUGCAUACUUGAGCAAUCGAUAAGCAGCAUGGGAAUGCGACAGCCCGACUCGGACUGAGCUGUGCAUUGUUACCAAGUUUUGAGCAGUGAGCAGCCCGACACAAAGAACGUGGCCAGCUCGGUGGCUGGGGGCUGUGAAACAAGUUUUGCCUGGUGGCAGCUAGAGCGGCCCUCGUAACUGCGAUAGACAUGUAAAUUAGCCACGAGCCCAGCUGCAAGACACGGCGACCUCACCGCCAACCAGCCAACCAGCCAAGCAGCCAAGCAGCGAACCAGUGAAGCGGCCAAGCAGCUAGUGUCAAAAUGUGCGGCAAUCCCAACACGCGRCUGCUCUCGCGGCUCAUCAUCGACUUUCUGCUCCUCCUGGCCGUCUACGGCGCCGCGCUGGUGGUGCUGCCCCAGCAGCUGACGACGGCUCAGCGCGGCUUCCACUGCAGCGACGCCAGCCUGCGCUAUCCGUACCACCAGCCCUGGCUGACCAAGGCCCACCUGACCUUGGCGGUGGUGGCGUUGCCAGCGGCCUUCAUCUUGGUGGUGGAGAUACUACGGGCUGCUCUACUGCCCAGCUCCGUGGAGCUGCGGCAGCGGUUUGUGUUCGUCGGGGCGCGCAUUCCCAGCUUCAUCAGCGAGUGCUACAAGGUCAUCGGCGUUUACCUGUUCGGCCUGGGCCUCACGCUCCUGGUGAUUAGAGUGACCAAGUUUUCCACUGGCCGGCUGCGUCCGUACUUCUUCGACGUGUGCCAGCCCAGCUGGGUCGACGAGGAGGAGGGGAGUAGGCAGAGCUGCGGCUCGCAGUCCUCAAGCAACGCCACUCGCUACAUCGAGCUCUUCAGCUGCACCGAGUUCGCUGCCUCGCAGGAGCUGCUCGCGCUGGUGCGCCACUCGUUCCCCAGCGGCUUUGCGAGCAGCACUAGCUACGCCAUGGUCUUCCUCAUCUACUACAUGCAGGUCCGGCUCUUUGCGCCCUGGCUGAGGGUGCUGCGCGCCACGCUGCAGCUGGCCUGCGCGGCGAUGGCGCUGCUGGUGUGCCUGGAGCGCCUCUCCACCUACCAGAAUCAUCUGUCUGAUGUAGUAGCCGGCCUGGCAGUGGGCUUCAGUCUGGCCUCGUUCGUGGUCAUCUUUGUGGCCCACCUGUUCAGGGAGGUGCGAGUCAAGCGCCGCCAGUGGCCUCGCAACGAGCAGAUCUACGGCUACGCGGGCUACUACAAUCGCGCCACAUACGGAUACUGAAUGAUUAAUAAAAGAAAAAACCCAUUCGUAAACUUACCGUCUUUUAGCUCUGAUUUAGCCGAGUGACCACCCGUAGCCCAGUUCAGAACCAAUGUAACCCAUCAACGACAAGCUUACGAUCCACACAGCAAGUGAAAUACCUCCGAUCGCAGUCCACACUUAACUUGACUCUCUCUGCACAGCAAACCCUCUCUCUCUCCCUCUCUCUUUAUCCAUCUCUGCUUUGCUACGCUCCAUCAACGAAAAGAAAAAGCAACAAGUGCCAAAGCGAUUUGUUUACAAAUUCAACAAGAGCGAGCGCACGCAUUUGUUUUCGAUCAGUUCCGAUCGGCGAGCGGCGCUUGAAAGUCUCAUUCGGAUCGAUUCAGUGGCAGCAGUCGUAAAGCCAAUAAAAAAUCGCAAAGCUGGAUAUUGCGGACAAUGUGAGCCAUAAAUAGAAAUGAGUGCUAUUAAUAGAAGUUAUAAAACAGGCCGCAGCCAAGCAAUGCAAUGCACACCCACCGACUGCGAAUACAAGGCGAAUCGCUUGUAGUCUAAUCUAGAACUAAGCUAACUACAAGCAUAGUAAAAUACAACUGGGAGAGAAAGAGAGAGAUAAGUGGAGAGACCUUAAAAAACAAUAUGCGAUGAGAGGAGCUCCGUCGCGCAUGAAAUGAUCGUUAAAUUAAAAGAACGUUACCCACUCGAGGCCAGCUCAGUCCGCCGCUGACAACGAACCCCCAACGACGCCAACGAAAUCGUCGGGUA
Molecule: messenger RNA, 2420 nt
Organism: Drosophila arizonae
Lineage: Eukaryota; Metazoa; Arthropoda; Insecta; Diptera; Drosophilidae
Product: putative phosphatidate phosphatase
Biological process (GO): signal transduction; phospholipid dephosphorylation; phospholipid metabolic process
Cellular component (GO): plasma membrane
Molecular function (GO): phosphatidate phosphatase activity
Source: RefSeq, a predicted model, not a curated record